Messenger RNA from Crotalus tigris (Tiger rattlesnake), 2664 nucleotides. It is a transcript of the gene TANK, whose product is annotated as TRAF family member associated NFKB activator. The transcript is spliced from 12 exons. Bases 1432 to 2628 code for a protein of 398 amino acids. The record is from RefSeq and is a predicted model, not a curated record. NCBI's taxonomy places the organism in Eukaryota, Metazoa, Chordata, Lepidosauria, Squamata, Viperidae. Gene Ontology annotation, biological process: canonical NF-kappaB signal transduction.
GAUAGGCAGAGCAAAUAAUUGUCAGGGUAAGCAACAACUUCUACAUUUGCAAGGUUCUAGAUGUCCAUUAUGGUGAGCACUUCACUGUAGCUUACUUUAGAAAUUAAUAACUAGGCUACUGCCUGAUUUGCAGACUUGAUCACUUCCUCCCGCUGCCUUUUGGAUAUGAACAGGAUUAAGCUGUGCUCUUCCCAACCAUCAUAUGAUAAAGUGGCCUCAGUUCAACUAAAAUGCUGGGCUCUUCCUGAAUGCAACAACCGUAUUGUAUUGUAUACAAUAACGCCGUAAUGCUGUGCUUUCUGUCAGGAUGUUUUUCGAUUUCUUGGUAUAGCCUACGGCCCUAGGGCAAGAUUGGAGGAUUUCCGGGUGGUCCCCCGACCUUGUAUUCUGAGUUUCUCUCAUAGGGGAAGCAGAGAAGGCAGCCGCGAGGAGGAGCGCAGGCCCACGAUCUUCCUGUUGUCGGCUUCAACCUCUCGCUAGGCGGUGCAGCGACCGGGACUGGGCGCAGCAGCCCAAUUCUCCCGGUGGCGUUAGCUGCAGGUGGGCAAGCGGGCAAACCACGGGCGAAGGCUCUGCCUGCUACUUUUUUCCCCUCGCUCUCCGCUCACCCAAGCCUGGACAACCAGCAGCCCUCGUGGCCCUUCCUUUCCCGUCGGGGCGACGUGCGGGAGAAGCUCCCCUGCACCGCGCUGCCCAGCCAGAGGCAAGAAGACGGGUGAGGGAAAGCUGCGAGAACAGCCCAUCUGCCCUCUUCCUCCGACUAAGACGGGCAGAAAAAGCCCGUCGGGGAACCAAGAAAGCCCGGAGAGGGCGGCAAGGCCGAGAUCAGCUCCCAGCAACCCCCGCCUAGUUAGGCCAGCUGCCGAAAGCUGGCAGGGCUUGACGCAGCGGAUCACAUGGCGGCGGCGGCUCAGCAGGAAGUUCGCUCUGUUCCUGGGUGGCGCGUCGGAGUUUCGGGCUUGCUCCGAGGCGAUCGGAGCGCGUAGCCGAUCACGGUGGGGGCUUCGAGGAUUGCGAGUGGAAUAGAAAUCCUGAAGGCUGUGAAGUUCUUCCUCCAGUUUCCCUGAAUGAAAAGUUUCUAUCUUUGUACUAACAAGAGAGGUUUUGCAUCUCAAUGAGCUACUUUGAUUCUCAGAUAUUAUCUUUCCAUUUGGUUCAAUGAGCUGGUAAAUCCCGUGAAAUAGUUCUCCCUAUUUUGUCUGCUUUGCUUUGCAAAGUUUUAAGUCUGUUACAACAUCUCUUGGAUAAGAAGCGAAACGUCUUCAAGGAAACAUAAAGUGCAGUUGCCUCUUCAAAAAGUACCUUUGGGACAUUACAGCAGGGAUUUUCAAACUUUUACAGGCUAUGGAACCAGAAUCCGAGAAUCCCUGAUAAUUUAACCAGAUCUGCUGCAUUCAUAAUCUCUUCAGUGAUGAAAUAUUGCUGGGAAGUAUGGAUAAAAAUAUUGCAGAGCAGCUUAAUAAGGCAUAUGAAGCGUUUCGACAGGCGUGUAUGGAGAGAGACUUUGCUAGGAAAGAACUAAAGCAAAAGACAGACAGCUAUGAGAAGCAGAUACAUGACCAGCAGGAAAAAAUCGAAUUUCUAAUGAGUAUUGUUGCAAAACUCAAAUCACAGUUGGCUUCUAUGACUGCCAACAGAGUCAACACUCAUAGUCAAGUUCCAGUCCAUGAGAACAAUGAAAUGGGAAGAAAUGGUACCUUGUUGAACUCAGAUUUUGAUCAGCUCCAAGAAAAGCUGAAAUUGGCAAUGCAAAGGGAAAAGCUUUUGAAGGAACAAUUGGAAAGUGAGAGUGUAAAAUUAAAAAAAACUGAAGAAGAUAGUAAUUUAAAGGAAAAGAAAUUUGAAUCUAUUAUCACUGCCAAAGAAGAUGAAAUAAGGAAUCUAAAAAAGCAGCUGAAAGAAAUAAAUGAAGUACAAAACUGCAUACAGGUACCAAGAUACGAAAAAGAGGCAAGGAGUGAAAAACAUCCUUCGUCUAGACAGGAAUUAUCAUCAGGGGUCUCUUCUGCAUCUGUCUGUGAAAGGGAUGAACUGGAAAGUGUUUUCUGGGGCAUGAAAGAAGAAUUCAGUCGAAUACGUGCACUGGCAAGGGCACAGGGAGACCAGCUGAAUAAAUUUAACCUACGGAGAGAACCUACAACUGAAAUCCCUUUCUCCAAGCCUGUCCAAUGCACUGAUGAACAAACAGAUGACCUUUGUAAUCCUUGGGUUAAAAAGGAGGCAAACAGAGAUGUAUCUCACUUCCCAUCUAUUGCGUCAAGAGGAAUGGGACCGGAUGAGGAAGAAAACUCAGUGGAAUCCCUUUCUAAGCUUAAUGUUAAGUUCCCACCUACAGAUGGUGAUGCUGAAUUCUUGGAGAGCUCUCCAGAGACAACUCCAAUUCUAAACACUCUGAUGACUGAAAAUGUGCUCCCAAAUCAGCCAUUUAACAUGGAUCUUGGGGACCAGGAGCCUCCGUGGAACUCUUACUCCUCACAAGACACUGACUUACUGGCACUUGCUUCUGAAGACUCGGAACCCAGGCAGUCAGGAAUAUGUGAAUUCUGUCAGAAAGUGUUCCCACCAUCUCUUACAUCAAGGGAGGAUUUUCUGAGGCAUCUGAAUUCUCAUUUCAACUUGAAGUCUUAGCGUCAUUGGAAAACAGACAAGUUUUAUUUAAUUUAA